Molecule: messenger RNA, 1251 nt
Organism: Microthlaspi erraticum
Lineage: Eukaryota; Viridiplantae; Streptophyta; Magnoliopsida; Brassicales; Brassicaceae
Source: the annotation of a GenBank genome assembly
AUGGCCGGGAAGAUCGAAGAUAUCUCCGAUGGCAAAAGCGUGCAACAACUCUUGCGUGAGAAGAACCAUCUCGUUCUGGGAGAUCCUUCCACCCUCGUGAGAAUGGGCAAGACAGGCGUGUUCUGGGACGCCGUGGCUUACCCAUUCCCUCCUGGUUUGACUCCUGAUGACAUCUAUGAAAAAAUAGAGUCAGCUCUUCGUGAUUGUGAUGAGGAUGAGGACUGGGAUUAUAUGGGUGAGAAAUCAAUAUGGGUUUAUGUGGAUGAGACGGACAAGGAAGGGCCUUGGGUUGGGGAUUAUCUGAAAAGCAAGACUUGGACAUCAAGAAUCUACUUCCUUCCAGGAGGUGAUGAUAAACACAAGAGAGUUAAUAGAAUGCUACAUGACAUCCAUUUAUGGGGAAUGGACUUUCCUGUGGCCCAUCCUCGUCCAUCAACUUUGGUCAUAGUAUCGGAUCAAGUCAGAGAUGACUUGUUUUUCCGCCGGAUGCUUAAACAUUUUAUUACGAGAGGUUUCCAUGUUUACUUAGCAACUCAGCCUGGGAGCUACCAACCAGAAGAAGAAGUUGAAUGGCCUGCAUCGCUAUUAGCUGUUCUCUACUCUUUUGUGAGAAAGGGAACGUUCGGCUCAACCAAACCUCACAACAUAAAGAAGAUUGAUGCUACUCGAGAUGGCAAAGAUGGGGGAGACAAGUGUCUCCAUAUCGAAGAUUUCUCCGCCGUCGUUGAAGGGGGUCAGCUAGGCGUGAUAUGGUACAGCUUGCCCAGAAAGAGUGAAGAUUUCACUUGCCCAAUCCCUUCUAGUGAGAGGCUUCCUUCUGUUAUUAGUAAUAUCAAAUCAGCUGUUUAUGAAAUGGGCUUUCAUAAUCCGGUGAUAAUCUAUGCGUAUGGUGACACGCCCGACCAACGAAAUUUAUUUAAGAAAGCCGGAAUUUGUUACGCAGUAGAAGAUGAACACCAGCGAAGUCUCCCAACAGAUGAUUAUGGUGAAAUGGCUGUGGACCUUAUUCUUUUCGCAACACCGACCUAUGAGGAGCCAGCAAUUUUAGUGGUAAUCGCAAAUCCAGACGCAGAUAGCGAGUUGCAGAGGGUGCUCAAGUGUUUGCAAGCGAGAAAUCACGAUGUUUUCGUAGUAAAGCAGCCUGUUGAUGGCAGUGGUCUAUUUGACUCUGCGGAGUCAAUAGUUAAUAACACUCAACGUUUAGUUGGAGGAGAGCACAGCAAGCCGAAUUGCCGUUGCAGAUCUUAUUAG